Messenger RNA from Solanum stenotomum, 834 nucleotides. RefSeq lists its product as uncharacterized. The coding region runs from base 37 to 834 and encodes 265 amino acids. Lineage: Eukaryota; Viridiplantae; Streptophyta; Magnoliopsida; Solanales; Solanaceae. The transcript has 2 exons. The record is from RefSeq and is a predicted model, not a curated record.
CUCUUUGGAGGUACCUAGAGAAAAAAUUAACCAAAAAUGUCACCACUCCCAAGGAACACAAUACAACAUUUCACACAUCCAAAACAUUCAUUGACAUUAUUUGAUUCCAAUACCAAAUAUUCAUGUGAUGGUUGCAAAAUCCUUGGCAUAGGUAAAAGAUAUCACUGUGCUGAAUGCGAUUUCGAUUUGCAUGAAUAUUGUGGAACAUGUCCGAUGAAACUUUCUUCGUUCUUGCAUCCUUACCAUUCGCUCAAGCUAGUCAACCGUAAGCCACAAGGCGAACGCCGAUUGGACCGUUUUUGCAAUGUUUGUUGUGAUUCUAUUGAAGGGUUGUUUUAUAGGUGUGAAGUUUGUGAAUUUGAUGUCCACCCUCUAUGUACUCAAUUGCCUGAAACACUGCGUCAUGCCCUACAUCAGGUGCAUCCUUUAAAACUAUUGGGCUCGACUGAAUCAGGAACAUGUGUUAUUUGUAGAGGAGCAUGUAAUGCUUCUUCAUGGCGUUAUAGGUGUAUACCUUGUGGAUUUGAUAUUCAUAUAGAUUGUGUGACAAUACAAUGCGAAAAGAGAACGUCAACGGAUCGAGGAAUCCCAACGUACGUUCCACCAUCUGGAUUUGAUGGUUAUGCUUAUGGAAAUCCUUAUUAUCCUAGUCCACUUAACAUGCACCACAACUACAUGCCACAACCACAACAUCAGAACAAUGGGCAGGUUCAGGCUCAUCAUGAUGGUGGUCGAAUUGGGCAAGUGAUGUUUGGUUUGGUGAAAACACUCGGAACUGGAGUGCUCUCUAACAUGAUAUUUGGGACGGACCUAUCUUCAUUCUUUGCUACUUAA